AGGAAGAACAACAGGGAAGCAAGGGGCUGCGAGUACGGAGGAGUAAAGGAACACUUACCUGGAUAUUAGAAACUUGUGACUGACACUGCGACCUUCGUUGGUUUUAAUCUGUUUGAGAUGUCAUUUUGGGGAUAUGGAAUUAAAGAAUUUUAAGCAACGUUUAAGAAAAGAAGGGAAAGCCGGUUAGUGCAAACGUACAUUGUUGCCAUAUCUGGGUUCAUGUUUCAUAGAAUGAAGACUAAAGAAAGGACUGCUCUCCAAAUGCAAAAUGAAGAGGGACCGGAGUAAAAAGUUCCCCACUGGUCUUGUACAAACGGAUCGGACAUUAGUUUCCAGGAUGGAGGUAAAUAAAAGUGAUGUUACUUGCUAACAGGAUGACAGCCAGCAAGAUAGCAGUAGUGAGCAGGAAGCCUGAAACAGGUCACUUUAAAACUGCGAAUAGUGAACUGCAUACAAGUGAGAGAUGAAUGAACAUGUGGCAGACUUCUCCUGUGGCCUCCAUGAUCAGCUCAAUAGUAACAUAAAAUGAAGGUGUGGCAGGGUCAGCAAAGGAGAAAACAAUUGUGGGAAGAUAGAGAAGAUAUGGCUGGUGGACAGAAAGGCUGACAGAAAAGUAACUAGGGAGGAUGUAAAGAUUGAUCUCAAAAGUCCUUAAUGAGGGUUACUUCUACUAGAAAGAGCACAAAAAAUCCUGUGAAAACACCUCCUGAACUUCUGGGUGAUUCUGCAUUUGAGAAAUUCUGCAUCACUUAUACUCAAGGCAUUAAAAGAAGACAACCAAUUCUGCAGGAAAAAGGAAUUUUCCUGUCAAGUCCAUUACAGUCUGUUGAUAACUGGCUGGUUCUGUUGGGACUCCGUGCUUUUGCACAAAAUAUGCUUAAUCAGAAACUGACUAUUGGGGAACCUGUCAUGGACCUUACUGUCAAGGAUCAUGGCAUUAAUGUGAAAAAACAGUUAAAGAACCCAACCUUACCUGUCAGUAAAUCAAAUUUCAAGAAUAAGAAUAUUAGUAUCAAAGAAAAGAUCUCAGAAUGGGAAGGAAAAAGGGAAACGUUAUCCCCUGUGCUGAAAAGGAAAGAGUCAAAUCUAAUGAAAAAGGAAGAAUCUUUGUGUCCCUUUAUUGCCGAAAAGAAAAAGGGAGAUUUUGAGGGUGACAAAAUUGAAAAUAAGAAACUUGCUACCAGGGAGCUGCUAAAUAAAGCAGGAAAAGAAAACGAGAGGAAGGAAGAUACUGGCUGGCCCAAAAUAAAUGGAAUUGAAAAAAAACAGGAAGGAACUGAUAGGGGAGAAAGAAUAAGUUUAUCAACUGAAAGAAACAAAGUACUGAAUGAUGAGAAGAAGACAGAGCCACAGAAGGAGAAUACUUCCGUCUUAAACCACGUAAAAAAGUUUGAACAGGUCUUAAAGGAAAGUCCAGUACAGUCACAACCACAAUUGCCAGGUAAUUACUACUCACCUCAGUGCCUCCAGGAGGCAGCAGACACCGAAAAAAGGAACAUUACACAGACAGACUCCAUUAGUUCAGAGCUUAAGCGCAAACAUCUUAACAUAGACUCUGAAGCUAUUGAACCAAUUUUUGGAACUCUUGAAAAUGUGAAACUUUCAUGGACAAACCAUAAAAUUAGAAAUAUUGGAAAUGUUUAUACAGAACCAGGAGUUCCACAGAAGAAACCUUCUAUAAAUCCAUUACCUAAGCCCAGACGGACCUUCAGACAUGAAGGAGAGGAAAUAACAAGUCCAUUGAUUGGGACACAAACUUGUAAGAGAGAUUUGCCACCUCUGCCAUCCAUUCCUCCUCCUCCACUGCCUAGUUGUCCACCACCCAGAGUAAGUCGGAGACUUUGGAAUGAAAAACACAGGGCUAAUGUCAUUCACAGAAAAUCGUAUGAAUUUGAAGAUUUGCUACAGUCCUCUUCAGAAAAUGGCAAAGUAGACUGGUAUGCUCAGUCAAAGCUGUCAAUAACACGCACUUUAUCUGAAGAAAACAUCUAUGAAGAUAUCCUAGAUCCUCCUUCAAAAGAAAACCCAUAUGAGGAUAUCGAACCAGAUGGACGAUGUUUGGGGAACAAAUGUGUUCCAUCUUUCCCAGGAUCACCUGUACUUUCUGCACCUGAAACUCCAACCAAGCUUCUUUCCAAGCCUGGCUUCUUUCGACAGACAUCUGAUAGACGAAGUUUCAAGCUGCUGGAUCUGAGGAAGAUCAAUCGCGAUGGGAGUGGUUCACCUUCCAAAAUCAGCCCUCCGUCUACACCCAGCAGUCCAGAUGACACCUGCUUCCUAACUGGAGAUCCACAAAAUCCUAGGAGAAGGAGGAAGAUCCCAAAGGUAGUGUUGAAAAUAAAUGCAAUAUUUGAAGCACGAAGAGGGAAAAAAAGAGUAAAAAGGUUCUCUCAGUCAACUGAGACCAGUUCAGGAAAAGUUACAGAUGAGAACAGUGAAUCUGAAAGUGAUAAUGAAGAAAAACUGAAAGCUCAUAGCCAGCGUUUGGUCUUUGUUAAGUCCAUAUUGAAGCAGGCCCCUCGCUAUCGGACUUUGGAACGAGAUCUGAUUGAGUUGCAGGAAAGACAGUUGUUUGAGUACUUUGUUGUUGUUUCACUGCACAAGAAACAGUCGGGAAGUGUUUAUCUACCUGAGGUUACUCAGCAGUUUCCACUAAAGUUUGAUAGAUCCUUUAAGUUCAUGCGAGAAGCAGAGGACCAGUUGAAAGCCAUUCCACAGUUCUGCUUUCCUGACGCCAAGGACUGGGUUCCUGUGACUGUGUUUGCCAGUGAAACUUUCUCAUUUGUCCUGACGGGAGAAGAUGGGAGCAGAAGAUUUGGUUACUGCAGAAGAUUAUUGCCAAAUGGAAAAGGGAAACGAUUACCUGAAGUGUACUGUAUAGUAAGUCGUUUGGGAUGCUUCAACCUUUUCUCAAAGAUUCUAGAUGAAGUUGAAAAACGGCGUGUAAUUUCUCCUGCUCUUGUCCAGCCAUUUAUGAGAGGCAUCAUGGAGGCCCCUUUUCCAGCACCAGGCCGUAAAAUUUCUGUGAAGAAUUUCCUUCCAGGGUCAGGUACUGAGGUUAUAGAACUAUGUCGACCACUGGAUUCUCGAUUAGAGCAUGUGGAUUUUGAAUGCCUUUUUUCUUCUUUGAGCGUUCGUCAUCUGAUGAAAGUGUUUGCAUCCUUGCUUGUUGAAAGAAGGGUCAUCUUUACAGCAGAUAAGCUAAGUACUUUAUCAAAAUGCUGCCAUGCUGUUGUGGCUUUGUUGUACCCUUUCACCUGGCAACACACCUACAUUCCAGUUUUGCCUCCUUCCAUGAUUGAUAUUGUGUGUUCACCUACGCCUUUCUUCAUUGGCUUACUGUCCAGCUCUUUGACCCGACUAAGGGAACUGCCUGUUGAAGAGGUUCUAGUCGUUGAUCUCUGCAAUAAUAAAUUCCUGAGACAGAUGGAAGAUGAGGACUUCAUUUUGCCCCGAAAACUGCAGGCUGCUUUGGAGCACAUUCUGGACCAAAGGAAUGAAAUGGCAAAUGAGAAGGAAGAAGAUACUCCAAAUGGCACAUGCUCUCUAAAUAUGGUGGUAUCAGAAGCCUUUGUCCGUUUCUUUGUUGAAAUUGUUGGUCAUUACUCUUUGUUUAUUGUUCCUAAUGAAAAGGAAGAAAGAAUUUUCCAGCGGGAGGCAUUUCGUAAGUCUGUUUCUUCCAGGAGCCUACGACGUUUUCUUGAAGUCUUUAUGGAGACACAGAUGUUUGGAGGAUUUAUCCAGGAUCGAGAAUUUAGGAAACAAGGGGUGAAAAGUUUGUUUGAGCUGCGGGCACAGGAUUAUUUAGAUACACUCCCUGGAAGUGAGCAGAGUGGUGUAAACAGGUUCUUGAAAGGAUUAGGCAACAAAAUGAAGUUCCUGCACAAGAAAUAGCAAGCAUGUAAGAUGUGCAAUGUUGCUGAUUCUACAGUUAAUGUAAGAAAAAGAAUUUCAUGUAAUUGUCCACUACAACCCCAAAGGAAUAUGCGCAGAACCUUUUACAACAUUUCUGAAUGGUGUAAAAAAUAAGAGACACUACUCUUCAGUUCCAGAGAAAGUCAGUGUCUGAAAGAGGACCAAAUGCAAAACAAUGCUAAGAUUUUAAUGUAUAAAACAUUCAGUGACUGUCCCACAAAAACGUCAGCAGCCUGUUUGUGUACAGAUAUUGUUGCUUUUUUAAAUACAGUUCUCACUGAACUAACUAUGCCAUCAUUUUAAUAUUUUAGGAAAUUCAAAAUAGAUUUUACUUCAUGAUAUAGAUUUAUGUAUAUUUAUGUUGGAUAAAGACUUUGCAUAGUCAAAGAUACUAUUUUAAUUAAAAUGUGUGCCUGGGAGUAUGCCAUAUCGCAACAGAUAGGAUGACUGGAGAAUGAAGCCAAAAGGUUGCUGAGGUUUGCACUGAGUAAAAAUCAUAGUAUUGCUGAACUACAUGACAACCAGCUGGAAAAGAAGAAAAGUUUAUGUAAAGAAGCCUAUGCUAUGGGCUGAUAGUACACAGCAUGAUUAAAUGGCUGUAAAAUAAAAUUGUGACUGGUAUUAGCACCAUGAAACAAGAAGACUGAAAGAAAUGACUGAAUCAAUGGAAACACCAUAAUCAUCAGCUAAUCUCAUUAUAGCUAUCUCCAUACACUUUGUAGUAAGAAAGUGAAAACUGUAAACAAUCUAUCUCAAGCACCUAAAGUUUACAAUGACUGUUUUAUAGAGGGUAACCAACAUAUUUUGUAAAGUAGUUGUAGCUAUAUAUUUCUUUGUAUUGCCUAGAUAAAAGACUGUCUCUGAUUUUAGAGACUGCUAGCACAUAAAAGUAUUCUUCAGUAGUCAUUAGAUGCCCUAGUUGAGAUGUUGAAAUUUAGGGGGCUCCUUGACUUGGACAGUCCAGUGCAAUUUAGUGUUAGGCCAGUAGUACUGCCUUAUUGGCAGGAUGAGCUUCCAGGUGAUAAGCAAAUGCAUAUUCCUGAUUCAGAGUAAAACAUGCCAUUUUAGUAUUAAAAAUGAGCUUAGAAAGCAAGAGAUGUAUAAACUUUAGUUAAUAUAGGUUAUUGCAAUCUACACAGUUCUAGGCAGAUACAUACAAUGUCACAAUUGUUUCUUCCCUACCCUGUGGAAGGGAUCUUCUGUGGUUCUUAUCUGUGUACAGGGGUAAUGUGGUAGCCCACAGAAAUUGGAGGAAGUGUUAAAUCACUGUAGUGUUAGACUGCAGCUGAGCUGAAUAUUUAUUGGUUGAAUGAUGUUCUAUGACUGUUAUAAAAUUCAUCAGCCCAGUAUGUAUUUUAGCCACUGUACAUAAAUGAAACAGAGUAAAUACUUUGUUUACUUUUGUAUUAUUCUUAACGGGUUUAUGCACAUUUUUAUAUGCGUGACCACUAAGGCUGGAUGAAUGUAUUAGACUUAACCCUCUUAAACUGCUUAAGCAAAUAAACAAGACUAGUGAACCCCAUGCACAAUGUUUUUUUUUAGGCUUCUAGGUUUUUCUCUCUCUAAGUUUUAUUACAGGAUACCUUAAGAUAACUAAAUAAAUAUUAUUUAGUCAUAUUAAUAAAUGUAGUGGGUGCUAGUGAAAGAAGUUGUUGUAUCCCACCUGUUCUGAUGUCCACUUUUCUGUAUUCUGUACCAUAACAGUGCACAGUGACUUACAUUGAAAAACAAACAUUGUCAGAAUGAUUGUAUAUUCAUUAAUUUAUUCAUGUGAGCAUGUCAUGAGAUGUUAAUAAUUACCUGUGGCAGAACCAGAAGGUGUUAUUCCUAGUUCAUUAAUGAAGAAAGGUAAGUCAUCCCAGCAGUCCAGUUCUGGUAUAGUGUUUCUAAGUUUGCUAACAACAGUAUGUUAAAUGUUGCAGUUCCAGUAGUUCUGCAUCUAUGUACUAAGAAAAUAAAAACAAAAAGAAAUGUAACCAAAAAAAUGUACAGUUAUAUGCUGAAUGAUUAAUAGCUGUUUUAAAAAGAGUAAAAAUGUGAAACUUAUUAAGACUGAGGAUUAAUGAAAUGUUCAUUUGCACAUC
Messenger RNA from Protopterus annectens (West African lungfish), 5999 nucleotides. It is a transcript of the gene DENND2A, whose product is annotated as DENN domain containing 2A. Gene Ontology annotation, biological process: retrograde transport, endosome to Golgi. The coding region runs from base 655 to 3894 and encodes 1079 amino acids. The transcript has 22 exons. The record is from RefSeq and is a predicted model, not a curated record. NCBI's taxonomy places the organism in Eukaryota, Metazoa, Chordata, Ceratodontiformes, Protopteridae. Gene Ontology annotation, cellular component: actin cytoskeleton.